Messenger RNA from Cornus florida, 2502 nucleotides. RefSeq names its product FRIGIDA-like protein 3. The transcript is spliced from 8 exons. NCBI's taxonomy places the organism in Eukaryota, Viridiplantae, Streptophyta, Magnoliopsida, Cornales, Cornaceae. The record is from RefSeq and is a predicted model, not a curated record. The coding region runs from base 432 to 2258 and encodes 608 amino acids.
GCCCUAAAUCGUGCAAUUAGAUAGCCUCCUCUUCUCUCUGACGAGCAACAAAGUUACAAACCGAAGGUCCUAAAUCAUGAAAUCAGACAGCCUAGCCUCUUCUCUCUGAAACUCUGACGAGCAGCUUCUUCCCUUUGACGAGCAACAAAGUUACAAACUCAAGGUGAAUUAAUCCUUUCAGACAAGCUUUUUCUGUUUGCUUGGCUUGAUCACACAUAGGACUUCUAUCCAUCUUCAACAACAGGAUGAUCUGAUACGGCAACUGGUUCAAAAAUUGCUUCAGCAGUAGCAUAAGUAAUCAUUAAGGCAUCAUUUGCAAGUAUUCUAUCCAGCUUACUGAAGUAGGUUCUGUAAGUCCAGCAUUGAAGUCCCCCAUGAUAAACUGAGGCAUAUUUUUGACAGUAUUUGAAAAUUGCACAAUUUCCCUCCACAUGUUUCUUCUAUUGAUAUCUUUGAUGCUUGGAUACGUACCGGCACCCGACACACGUACCCGAGUCCAGCUUCCAAUAAUUUGCAUUGCAAUGGCUGAUGUGGAUCAAGUAGUGGGAACCGAUACAACUUCUCUAAUAGAACAGCUUGGUAAGGCAUUCCUCGAACUGAAAGCUCACAAGGAUGCUGCUGAAGAUAAGGUUCAGUGGGCUGAAAUUGAAGAACAUUUUUGCCACCUUGAGACAAUGAUGAAGAAGAAAUUUGAAGAACUAGAAGUUAGGGAGAAGGAAAUUAUAGAAAAAGAAUCUGAGAUUCACACAAUGAUUUCAGAGAGAGAGGUGGCUGUUGCUGCCAAAGAGCAAGAUUUGUCAGAUCGGAUUCAGGAACUAAAAGAUGCUGCUGUUGGUGCAAUAGCAGAGGCACGGGCAAUUCACCUGCCAGCAUCUUUGGAACUCAUUGAUAGUGGAGACAGCAAAGAAAGCAAGGUAAGCACCUCUCCUGGUGAUGCAAAUGCACACCUUGCUGCUUUAGAGGAGAAUUCUCCUCAUAGAACAGGUGAAAAUGUUGAAGUUGUGGCUGGUGAGGUUAAACCUCGUCCAGAGUUGACACAAUUUUGUGAGCAGAUGGAUGCAAAAGGGCUUCUGAAUUUUACAAUGGAGAAUCAAAAAAAUAAAUCUGCCAUUUGUGCGGAACUCUCUGUCGCACUGGAAAGUGCAACUGAACCAGGCCGUUUGGUGCUGGCUUCACUGGAGGGUUUCUACCCUCCAGAUGACAGUACCCAAGAAGGGGAUAUAAGGGAUGCUGCCUUUCAGGGUAUGCGCCAAUCCUGUCUUAUUUUAAUGGAAGCCAUGGCCACUUUGUUGGCAAGGGCUGACCCAGGUGCCGAUCACCUUCUGAACCCUGAAAUUAAGCAGCAAGCCAAGGUCAUUGCUGAUGAGUGGAAGCCUAAGUUGGCUGGUGAAGGCAUUGAUGCUGCCAAUGGAAAUUCAUUGGAAGCUGAGGCAUUCUUGCAGCUCCUUGGAACUUUUAGUAUUGCUUCAGAGUUUGACGAAGAAGAACUCUGCAAGCUUGUUCUUGCAGUUGCUCAUCAGAGGCGGGCACCUGAGCUCUGCCACUCUCUUGGAUUAGCACAUAAAAUUCCAGGUGUUGUUGAAGAAUUGAUCAACAAUGAGAAACAAAUUCAUGCAGUACAUUUUGUCCAUUCAUUCCAGCUGACAGAAAGGUUCCCUCUCGUGCCUCUCCUAAAGACGUAUCUGAAGGACCUGAGGAGAAACUCACAAGGAAAAGGAAGUAGGUUGGGAGGUGCCAGUGGUCAACAGAAUGAUGCAAAUGCUCAAGAACUCACAGCAGUGAAAGCUGUAAUUUGGUGCAUUCAAGAGUACAAGCUUGAGGAGGACUACCCACUUGAUCCACUUCAGAGAAGGGUUGGGCAGCUAGAGAAGUCAAAGCCUGAUAGGAAGAGGUUUGGAGAUUUUGGUAAAAAGCAACAAUUCAAGAAGCCACGAGCAAAUGGAGUCUAUGGGUUCCGUGCACCUGCCACUGCUACUGCUGCUGCUGCUGCUGGUGGCGGUAGACAGGCUCCAACUGUUUUUGCCGAGAGAACAACAUAUGCAGGAACGUCGGAGAGGUAUCCAUAUGCUGGUCCGAGCACAUACGAUUACCAAGCACCUAGUGGCCAGGCCGCAUACCCUCAGCAAGCCUACGAUCAAAGGUCAUACUACUAUCCCCAAGAUGAGAGGGUUACUGCAACAACUUAUAGCGCUGCUCCGUCUAGUUAUGGCAGUUACAUGGGUAGUGCAACUCAGCCUUCACACCAACCAUAUAUGUAAUUUUCUAAUUUGAGUAACUGAUACUUGACCAAACUCUUAUCCAACCUUUUUUUCGAGCCGGCCUUAUGUAAUGCAUUUGCCUUGCUAACAUGAAACCUGUAUUUGCUAUAUGGAAACCUAAUGUUCUGGUUAGCUCAUGGUUCUGCUUCUGUUAUAGGCACAAGAAGUUAGUUUUUAUUAUAUGUAUUUCUUAAGUUGUGUUUGGUUAUAUGGAAAUUUUGAAAUGGCUACAGUUCUGUGCUCA